GAGAGGAUUUGGAGGAUCGUUUUGUUCAACUAAGAAAUCAGCUGUCAAAAAAACUACGUGAAAUGAGACAAAAGCCCCCCAGUGGUUCUGGUGGUGGAGUCAAAACUGUCCAAUGGCCACUAAUGGGUGCAAUGAGUUUUUUGAUUCCACAUAUUAAUCCACGCAAAACAAGAGGAUCUCUAUCUCAAGCUACGCAAUCUACGCAGCUUAUGCAGCCAAAAGAAAGUCCAUCAGUAUCGUCUGUUAUAUCAGUACCUGUACUGUCUCCAUCUGCACCAACAGUGUCUUCUCCAUCGCCACUACUAUGUACAGAGACAAUAUCUUCACCACGAUCAUCCUCUUCAUGUAAUUUUUCAUGCCUAGAGACAAGUUCAUCUUCAUUGUCUAACAAUGAGUUGAUUUUGAAUGUAUGGGAAAGUUCUAAUGAUAAUGUUGUGACAAAUGUGAUCGAAGAUAACAGUUCUUCCAUAGUUGAGGAUAUAAAUGUCUCGUCAUUUAUUAAGAAAAAAGUCACUACUCCUCCUCCUGACAUUUUUCAUUCCUCGAAAAAGAAAAAACAUAAUAUUGAAGAUAUGCUAAUACAAUCUUCUGCUGCUUUUCAAGAUGCUGCAAAGGCAGUUUCAUGCCUAGUACCAACAGCAACUGAGACAAAACAAAGUAAGAAUCCCUAUGCUGGAGCAAUAAUAGCAGCAUUAGAAGACGUUUCUACGGAAAAGUUAUUGGACUGUUUUUUAACAAUAAUGAAUACUAUUAAAGAAUAUCGUUCCUGA
This is a messenger RNA of Trachymyrmex cornetzi, 770 nucleotides long. RefSeq lists its product as uncharacterized. The annotation marks the transcript as partial. The transcript has 2 exons. The record is from RefSeq and is a predicted model, not a curated record. Lineage: Eukaryota; Metazoa; Arthropoda; Insecta; Hymenoptera; Formicidae.